AUGCCCUCUAGUUUUGCUACUGGAGUGAUGCUGCUAAGGGGAAACCUCCGUGUAACUUUACCCAUUUCGAGCUUUUUAGGCCAUAGAAUAGUGAUACGGAGAAAUUAUUCCAGCUUAGAUCCUAAUGUCCUGGAAGCAAAGUACAAAGAAAAGCUAUUAGCCAGGGCUAAGAAGGAAGGAUUGGAAACAAUUGAUCAGUUGAAGGAACAUCUAAAGGAAGAAAUUCAGGAAAAGAAGAAAAAACUAAAUGAGAUCGAUGCUUUUAAGCAAUUGGAUAGAAUAAAUCGAAUAGAUAAGAUUAAAGUUAAUUCAUUAGCAUUUAACAGCCAUGAAACAACUUUACAAUCCAAUGUAAAUCUUUCUAAAGCUUUCAAGACACUAGAUUCCUAUUUAAAAGUUGAAAAGGCUAAGAAGUUGUCGAAACAAGAAAUUGAAUACCUAUGGAGAGCUCAAUGGUCAAAGAAAAGUAUGUCAGUUUCUGCAGUCAUACCAGCAGAAAUAUUUGAUAGGAUGAUAAAUAAUGUAAACGAAGAUAGGUCGUUUAUAUUACCAGUCUUCAGAAACUCUUCUGUUGGAGAAAGUGGUCCAAAAAAGGAAAAAGUAGAGAUGCACUAUGUACAGUGGGCUUUUGCUGGACCAAAUACAGUCCAUUGCCUGGUAACUCCCCUGGCUGAGUACAAAUUACAUGAAGAGUUUGCCAGACCUCAUUUAAUAAUCGAAUUUUUCACCGACUUGAGCAAAGAUAAAGACAUUGUGCUGAUGAAAGGUACGAUAGAGUCCGGCAGUAAUAUAUCUGUUAAUGAUGCACAGUUCCUCAUACUUAAUAUUCAAAGAUUUUAUGGCGCAAUGGGUUCUCAAUCGAAAAUUGCAAAGAGGAGAUUGGAACUACGGAGAGCUUUUACAAAAGGUUCAAAGGACUUUACUGUGGAUGAGUUAAUUGCCUUGUCACAGUCUAUGAAGAGUUAG
Kazachstania africana CBS 2517 is the source of this 966-nucleotide messenger RNA. It is a transcript of the gene ATP11, whose product is annotated as Atp11p. Bases 1 to 966 code for a protein of 321 amino acids. The transcript has a single exon. Gene Ontology annotation, cellular component: mitochondrion. The record is from RefSeq and is a predicted model, not a curated record. Gene Ontology annotation, biological process: mitochondrial proton-transporting ATP synthase complex assembly. NCBI's taxonomy places the organism in Eukaryota, Fungi, Ascomycota, Saccharomycetes, Saccharomycetales, Saccharomycetaceae.